AUGCCGAAAAUACUCGGUUGUCUUUGCUUGUCAGCGGUGCUGGGUUUUAGCUCUAAGUUUUGGCACUUAUUCAGUGCAAGCUUCUUGAUGACAAAGGUGGUCUGUGCAUCACCAAAUGGUGCCUUAGUAGCAGGAGCUAUUAUGCCUGAAGAUCGUGAUUUUCCGGGGGACUUAGGUAAUCAGUUGGAAGCAAAGUUAGAUAAGCCAUCAGUAGUGCACUAUCUCUGCUCUAAGAAGACAGACAGUUAUUUUACACUCUGGCUGAAUUUAGAAUUGCUCCUGCCUGUCAUCAUCGACUGCUGGAUUGAUAAUAUCAGGCUGGUAUAUAAUCGAACAAGUAAGAUUACAGAACCACCAGAUGGUGUGGAUAUCAGAGUCCCAGGUUUUGGGCAGACAUUUUCCUUGGAGUUCCUUGACCCAAGUAAAAGGAGUGUUGGCAGUUACUUUUAUAUGCUGGUGCAGAGUUUAGUAGAUUGGGGCUACAAACGUGAUGAAGAUGUAAGAGGAGCACCUUAUGACUGGCGAAAGGCACCAAAUGAGAACGGAGACUAUUUUGUGGCCCUUCGCAAGAUGAUAGAGUUAAUGUAUGAGCAGUAUGGAAGUCCUGUUGUCUUAAUUGCCCACAGUAUGGGUAAUAUGUACACCCUCUACUUCCUCAACCAUCAGACUCAAGAUUGGAAAGACAAGUACAUAAAGGAUUAUGUGUCAUUAGGUGCUCCAUGGGGAGGAGUGGCUAAAACUCUCCGUGUGCUGGCUUCAGGUGACAACAACAGAAUACCCGUUAUCAGUUCACUCAAGAUUAGAGACCAGCAGAGAUCAGCGGUUUCCACAAAUUGGAUGCUCCCCUACAACUACACAUGGCCUCCAGAUAAGGUCUUUGUAAGCACACCUACAGCUAAUUACACGCUUCGGGAUUACCAAAAGUUCUACAGGGACAUCAAUUUUGAAGAUGGCUGGCUCAUGAGGCAAGACACUGAACCCCUGGUCUACCAGAUGACACCACCUGGUGUGCGCAUACACUGUCUUUAUGGUACUGGUGUGGAAACACCUGACUCCUUCUAUUACGAAAGUUUUCCUGACAAAGAGCCCAAGAUUCUUUACAGCGAUGGGGAUGGUACAGUAAACUUACAGAGUGCCUUGCAAUGUCAAAAGUGGGUGGACAUGCAAAAACAGGAAGUGGUGAUAUUUGAGCUUUCAGGAAAUGAGCACAUUCAAAUGCUAUCCAAUGAUACUACUAUCUCCUAUGUGAAAAAGCUGCUUUUUGAUUUGUGAUACCUUGUGUUGACAGUUAUUUUCCUCACCUGUGAUGCCUUCCCUUAAAUAUGGGAAAAUGCCUUUUAAUCCCUUG
Molecule: messenger RNA, 1348 nt
Organism: Pelecanus crispus (Dalmatian pelican)
Lineage: Eukaryota; Metazoa; Chordata; Aves; Pelecaniformes; Pelecanidae
Source: RefSeq, a predicted model, not a curated record